GUGAAUGGCAGAAGUGAAUGGGAACCAGUCGCCUGGAAUCUCUUCUACUCUCUUUGCAUGUGAGCAGUUUAACAAGGACCAGGGCGCCCGGGAAACUAAGGAAGGACUUAACUAUUACAGCAGCCAGCAAGCCUUAUAUCCAGCGCAGGACACAUUGUUCUCUAGCAAGGAUUAGCCCAGGAAGCCUGUCAGCAUCACUUUGUCACUUUGUGCUGCCUCAUGGAUUUCAAUCUCCUGACAGACUCAGAGGCCCGCAGUCCUGCCCUCUCCCUCUCCGACUCUGGAACACCUCAGCAUGAUCACAGCGGCAAGGGGCAGGAGCACAGUGACACCGAAAAGUCGCAGCAGAACCAAACAGAUGACUCAAACCCGGAAGAUGGGUCACUAAAGAAGAAGCAAAGGAGGCAGAGGACACAUUUUACAAGUCAGCAGCUCCAGGAACUGGAGGCCACCUUCCAGAGGAACCGUUACCCAGACAUGAGCACCAGGGAGGAGAUUGCAGUGUGGACCAACCUCACGGAGGCCAGAGUCAGGGUCUGGUUCAAGAACCGAAGAGCCAAGUGGAGGAAACGAGAACGAAAUCAGCAGGCUGAACUCUGCAAAAAUAGCUUUGGAGCCCAGUUUAAUGGACUCAUGCAACCCUAUGAUGAUAUGUAUUCUGGAUACUCCUAUAACAACUGGGCCACCAAAGGCCUCGCCACUAGUCCCCUCUCAGCCAAGAGCUUUCCAUUUUUUAACUCCAUGAAUGUAAGUCCUUUGUCAUCUCAGCCAAUGUUCUCACCACCCAACUCCAUUGCCUCCAUGACCAUGCCUUCAUCUAUGGUUCCUUCAGCAGUGACUGGAGUUCCAGGCUCCAGCCUUAAUAAUUUGGGCAACAUCAACAACCUUAAUAGUCCCAGCCUCAAUUCUGCUGUUUCAGCCAGUGCCUGCCCCUAUGCAACAACUGCCAGUCCCUACAUGUACAGGGACACUUGCAACUCAAGCCUGGCAAGUUUGAGGCUGAAAGCUAAGCAACAUGCCAACUUCACGUACCCAGCAGUACAGACUCCGGCUUCCAACCUAAGCCCAUGUCAGUAUGCUGUGGACCGGCCAGUAUGAAGGACCACAUGCCAAAGACUUCAUGGUAGCCAUAACACAGAAGACUGAAUUGCCCUGCUGCGGAUGCCUUUCUAAAAAGAAAAAAAAAUGGGCAUGAAAUUUUCUCUGAGAAAUCAUUUCCAUUUUUAAACAGACAAAUGAAACUGCAGACAUUAUUUUGUUUUGAGUUCAAGAGGACAUUCUAUAUGAAUAGCUCAUCGGGAAGGCAGUGUUUCCAAUCCAAAGAAAAACUGAAUUCCAUGGUCGCAAGUACUCUUGCUUUCAUAAGGCAAGCUGUUGUAUUGUUGUGCAGUUUUUAUCGAACAGGAAGUUGUCACACUCCCGUUCUUUGUACAGUUGACUAAAACUAGAGACAUAAAAUAUGUAUAGGAUAAUUCAAUGCAACAAGUCUACUUAUUUAUCAGAAGGACGAUCCCAAUAUACAAUAACCAAAACAAUAGCACCAAAACAAUAGCGCAGUGAAUUAUGCUGCAAAUAUAUGCAUAAGCAUUGCAAUUGUCCAACAGGGAGUAACUGAUGUAAUCUAAGGAGGUAGGAUGUAUAUAUAUUAUAUAAAGUAUAAAAUGAACCUUUUUUUUUCUUGUUUUGUAUGUGGAAUAAUCUAUAAAAUAGAAUUUAAACAUAAGACAGUGCAUGUCCCAGGUGGUGCAACCUUCAGUGCCGCAGACCCUACUUCUUGCUUAAAGUCUGCUUGGGAUUACUUUGGAAUUGUAACUUUAACAAUGGUCAUUUAUUUUUCAAGAAGUUUAAGUGCUCCUCUCCCCUUUUUCUCUCCCAAUUCCAUUUGAAAGACAAAAAAAUAAAAUAAACGUUGAAACAAUG
Pseudophryne corroboree (corroboree frog) is the source of this 1920-nucleotide messenger RNA. It is a transcript of the gene PITX3, whose product is annotated as paired like homeodomain 3. The transcript has 4 exons. The record is from RefSeq and is a predicted model, not a curated record. Gene Ontology annotation, cellular component: nucleus. Gene Ontology annotation, biological process: anatomical structure morphogenesis; regulation of transcription by RNA polymerase II. Lineage: Eukaryota; Metazoa; Chordata; Amphibia; Anura; Myobatrachidae. The coding region runs from base 220 to 1098 and encodes 292 amino acids. Gene Ontology annotation, molecular function: RNA polymerase II cis-regulatory region sequence-specific DNA binding; DNA-binding transcription factor activity, RNA polymerase II-specific.